GACUCUGCUGCUCAUCCAUCCCUCACAUGCGCAUGCCGCCAGUGCAGCGCGACAGGUAGCCAGCAUGGUCCGCGAGGAUCUCAUAACAUCGGCGGUGUCCUUCCUCCAGGACCCGUCGGUCGCCAACGCCCCGGUUGAGAAGCGCAUUGCCUUUCUGCAGUCGAAGAACCUCACACAAGAAGAGAUUGACGUCUCGCUUGCGCGCGCCGCAUCAGACGAUCCGAGCCUGCCUGCGUCGCCACCACCGCAGUACUCGUCCCCGCCCAACAAUGCAUAUCGCCCACCGCCUGCAGCCCCAGGGUAUGGCGGCGGCUACCCUCCACAGUAUUGGCCGCAGCAGCCGCCCCCAGAACCACCGAAACGUGACUGGCGCGACUACUUCAUCAUGGCAACGGUCAUGGGCGGCGUAGGCUACGGUCUCUACUUCACCGCAAAGCGCUACAUCCUGCCCAUCAUCUCGCCCCCCACCGCCCCCCAACUCGAGCAAGACAAAGCCUCCGUCGACGAGUCCUUCAAGCGCGCCUUCGACCUGCUGGAGCAACUGAGCACCGACACCACAGCCCUCAAGGCCAGCGAAGAAGCACGCACCUUGCGCCUAGAUAACACGCUCGGCGAAGUCGAGUCCGUGCUCUCGGCGCUCAAAGACAGCUCCAAGCGCCAGGGCGACGACAACCGCAGAAUCGAAGACGACGUGCGAGGGCUGCGCGACCUGAUCCCCAAGGCCCUCGACGCCCAGAAGGAGGCCACCGACAACCGACUCAAGGAACUCUCCACCGAGCUCAAGAGCCUCAAGACCCUCGUUGGGAACCGCAUGAGCGCGCCUGCCCCCGCGCCCGUACCCCGCGCCCCCACCGCGCCCUACUACGGUAUGCAGAGCCAGCAGGCACCGUCCCCCGCGCCCACAAACGGCACGAGCACGCCUGCUGCAGCGCCCCCGGCGCCCGCCGCGCAGCCUGCACCUGAAUCCCAGCCCACCCCUGCGAUGCCCGGCGGCGCGAGCACAGGCGCCGUCAACGGUAGUGCGCCGGCGUCCACCCCCGCAGACAAGCCCGUGCAGUCAUGGCGCGGAUCACAGGGUCGCGCUGCGAUCCCGGCGUGGCAGAUGGCCGCGGCGAAGAAGAGUGAGGAGGCGAAGAAGGAUACGUCUGAGAGCGGCACUGUUGAGGCGAGCCCUAGCUCGUAGGCGACCUGGGGCGAGAUGAUAGGUGCGGCUGAGCCUAGGGAGGGGAAAAUCGCCCGUGAGCGAAAACGACGGUGCAUGCAGCUGGGGGCAAGCCUGGAGACGCCGGCUUGGGGGAAGAGAGACGGGAGACGAAGCAAUCCCACUUGAUCUGAGGGAGUGCAGUGUCUGAGACAUGCUGUGACGAUGCCUGUAUCACUUAGGGGCGUUGGAAAUGUAAAUGUACACUCUUGCCAUGCACAAUAUCUGCC
Boeremia exigua is the source of this 1431-nucleotide messenger RNA. RefSeq names its product peroxisomal membrane anchor protein. The coding region runs from base 65 to 1183 and encodes 372 amino acids. The record is from RefSeq and is a predicted model, not a curated record. Gene Ontology annotation, molecular function: signaling receptor binding. The transcript is spliced from 3 exons. Lineage: Eukaryota; Fungi; Ascomycota; Dothideomycetes; Pleosporales; Didymellaceae. Gene Ontology annotation, cellular component: peroxisomal importomer complex; peroxisomal membrane. Gene Ontology annotation, biological process: protein import into peroxisome matrix, docking.